GCAAUAAACCAAAUUACAUGGCAACCAAAUCAUACAGAUGACACUUUGUAUAAAAGAGUGGACAUGAUAUUCCCAGGAUGCUAGGUUGAGCAGACAGCUGCCAUCAUGCACGGUCUGCACAGCUUUCUGCUUAUUUAUGUGCUGGCAUGUCUUGGACAGCAGGCACUCGGGAGUGAAAUCAUUAAUGGGAAUAAAGCCCCUGAGAACACACUGCUGUACAUGGCAUCCCUGCAGGUAAAUGGCCGUCAUAAUUGUGGAGGAUUCCUUGUCAGCAAAGACUUUGUAAUGACUGCUGCACACUGUAAUGGGAACAGUGUUGUUCUCGGCGCCCACAAUCUCAGAAGCAAUCAAAGAGCAGUGAGAGGAAUUGCAAGGAAGUACAGAUACCCAGGUUAUGACAGUGUUGGAAAUGGGAAGGACAUCAGCUUCAGCUCAAAGCAAGUGUUAACUAAAGUCUGAUGGAGAUAAGUGAGUAAAUAUUUAUUCAACCCAGUAGAUCAAAUACAAAUUAUUUGUCUUUAAGCUAAAAUGCUCCUUAAGUGUAAUAUUUGCAACACUACAAACAACAAACAACAAACAAACCUUCCUUUAAAUGAUUCAUCAGCUCCAAAUUAUAGCUUCUGCUUAACUAAAGUCUUAAGAUAAAAUCAUGCUCAGAGAGACUGUUUUUAAUUUCUACCUCCUGAUUUUGUGUGUCUCCAGCUGUCUAAAGAAGUUCAACUGGGCAACAGGAUGCAACUUGCCAAAAUUCCCAGGUCUGCA
Lates calcarifer (barramundi perch) is the source of this 762-nucleotide messenger RNA. Its product is annotated as granzyme F. Gene Ontology annotation, molecular function: serine-type endopeptidase activity. Gene Ontology annotation, biological process: proteolysis. The transcript has 3 exons. NCBI's taxonomy places the organism in Eukaryota, Metazoa, Chordata, Actinopteri, Centropomidae. The record is from RefSeq and is a predicted model, not a curated record. Bases 106 to 459 code for a protein of 117 amino acids.